Kazachstania africana CBS 2517 is the source of this 654-nucleotide messenger RNA. RefSeq names its product sphingolipid homeostasis protein ORM2 (gene ORM2). Gene Ontology annotation, biological process: negative regulation of ceramide biosynthetic process; ceramide metabolic process; intracellular sphingolipid homeostasis. NCBI's taxonomy places the organism in Eukaryota, Fungi, Ascomycota, Saccharomycetes, Saccharomycetales, Saccharomycetaceae. Gene Ontology annotation, cellular component: endoplasmic reticulum membrane. The record is from RefSeq and is a predicted model, not a curated record. The coding region runs from base 1 to 654 and encodes 217 amino acids. The transcript has a single exon.
AUGACAGCUGUCAAUAUUAAGUCAGGCCGUCCAAUGGAGGAAGAUACCAGAUUAAAGAAAUUUCCUUCUAAUGGCGAUAAUUCAGCAGUUAUGGGACAGGUGUCGCCUGUCAAGGAUCACAGAAGAAGACGUUCUUCAAGUAUCAUAUCGCAUGUGGAACAAGAGACUUUUGAGGAUGAAAAUGAUCAACAGAUGCUACCCAAUAUGAAUGCUACCUGGGUGGGGCAACCUGGUGCUUGGAUAAUACACAUCGUCAUUAUAUUGCUACUAAAUCUUUUUUUCAAAUUAUUACCUGGUAUCACUAACGAUUGGUCCUGGACUUUAACGAAUAUCACUUACUUGAUCGGUUCGUACGUUAUGUUCCACAUGAUCAAGGGUACUCCAUUCGAGUUCAAUGGUGGUGCUUACGAUAAUUUGACUAUGUGGGAACAAAUUGAUGGCGAAACAUUGUACACACCCUCAAGAAAGUUCCUCAUUUUCGUUCCAAUUGCCUUAUUCUUAGUCUGUACACAAUUUUUUAACGGUAAUAAUCUGGAUUUAUUUGUAUUCAAUUUCAUAAUGACUACAUUAGUCGGUGUGAUUCCAAAAUUACCUGUAACCCACAGACUAAGAAUUUCCAUACCAAUUAUAACAGGCCCUCAACAAAUCAGUUAA